Messenger RNA from Aedes aegypti (yellow fever mosquito), 1593 nucleotides. RefSeq names its product protein app1. The record is from RefSeq and is a predicted model, not a curated record. The transcript is spliced from 2 exons. Bases 406 to 1473 code for a protein of 355 amino acids. NCBI's taxonomy places the organism in Eukaryota, Metazoa, Arthropoda, Insecta, Diptera, Culicidae.
UACUAAAUAAUAAUCACACGCGGUUCAACACUUUUCAUUUCGUUUGGGACUUGCUGCCCAUUGGGCUGGAGGGAUCGAUCAACCAGUGGAACCUACUACCAGCCGAAUGGACGGAAUGAUUUUAGGGGAGCACAUAGUGGCGAACAUUGUAGUACUUGAGUAGGGAAUGGGCUACAUGUGUGUCUUUAUUAAUACCCACUAUGUUUAAUCAAUCGAAAUUGAUUUGAAGAAGGUGUUCGGAAAGUAGAAGCAGUUAUCAACGAGCGUGUUAUAAAUAUAACUUGGUGUUUGAUUUGAUAGUUCAUUGUUGCAUUGGUAUCCGGUCGGACAAAUAUUCGUGGCUCGUGGCGGUGAAGUGAUAAAUUUGACUUGGCAUAGACAGAAGAAGAGUAUAGUGAAAGGACGAUGAAAAUCACCAAAUGCCUGAAGUUGUGCUUAGUGCUUAGUUGUAUCCUUGUGGCCAUAGAUGCGGCGAAAAAGAACAAACGGGGUCUAUAUCAUGGCUUGACAGGAUACACAGUUCCAUUAGGCGUAGGACUUCAUCGUCCUUACCAUCCAAGUCCCUACGCGAAGUUUCCAGGAUUUUACAAAGGACUAGGAGGUGUGCUACCACCAGGAUAUGCACUGUUCCCUGGAAGUGCGUCUGUUGCGUCCUACCAUCGGAAUUUUCCAAAAGUUCCAGCAGUCUACGCGCCAAACUAUUUUCCAGCUUUUGGAGUACCUACUACCGGUGUUGUCCGACCGGUAACGAACCUAUCGCCGGUUGCACCAGUGGCUCCUUUGACCCCAGCAUUCCCAGCGAUCCCACAACUCCCUGCUGCUCAAGCUCCUGUCUACAUUCCUUUGGGAACUCCUCAACAAACCUCUUUCUUCGCCACCUAUCCUCAGAAACCGUUUAUUCCGGUGGCAGUUCCGGCUCCAGAGAAACCCAAGUUUCCCGUAUUCGUCCCACAGAAACCCGUAUUCACCACCGUGUCGAACUAUGUUCCCAGCAAUCUCAUCCCAACUGGAGUUUACAAUCCAUCGAUCGCUGUGUCGAACGUUUCUCCGACCUUCGUGGGAAUCCCGGUUGGCCCUACUGCCACAACCCCGACAGUAUCAACGGCCACUGUUACCCAAACUGCUCAGCAACCAUGGCGCCCGGUUUUGGUGAACCAUCCUACUGCCACACCCACCACCACAACGGUUUUCAAACCAUCGCUCAAUCUAUUACCUCCGUUCACUCUUCCAGCUAACGCUCAAGGUCAAAUCUACAUCAGCAGCACACCGGCCACACACGUCCAAGAUAGCCAGCAGCAUCAACAGCAGACUCUGUUAGAUCUAGAGCAGUCAUCACUUCAUCAUCAAGGUCAGGAGGAUGGUAGUGGAGCGUUCAAUGGUCAGCCGUACGAUGUCGCUUCGAACCACGGACGAUACUCGGGUCCUUCCAGCUACGACGUUGAUAUCACCCACAAUGGAUACCAGAAAAAGUGAAGGCACUACCCUUCGAAAAACCUAGGACCGUAUGACGCAGUCCGAUUGCCAUUUUCAUGUUGUUACUAGUUUUGCAUUUCCAUGUAACGAUUUAGAGUAGGAUACGACUAUUAAAAUUAU